Trematomus bernacchii (emerald rockcod) is the source of this 4696-nucleotide messenger RNA. RefSeq names its product cytoplasmic phosphatidylinositol transfer protein 1-like. The coding region runs from base 241 to 1281 and encodes 346 amino acids. The transcript is spliced from 9 exons. Gene Ontology annotation, cellular component: cytoplasm. The record is from RefSeq and is a predicted model, not a curated record. NCBI's taxonomy places the organism in Eukaryota, Metazoa, Chordata, Actinopteri, Perciformes, Nototheniidae. Gene Ontology annotation, molecular function: phosphatidylinositol binding; phosphatidylinositol transfer activity. Gene Ontology annotation, biological process: phospholipid transport.
GGAGGGGACGAUCCUGACCGAGCUCAUUUCUGCCCUCGCGUUCCCUGCCGGAGAGAGUGACCGCUGGUUCCGAUGAAAGAACUCAAACGUAACUCGGGGUGUAUUUCUUAACCCGGACAAACCAUCCCCCCACAUGCGCUGACACGUCUCCAGAUAUUACACACAUCCCGUCGGAGGGAACGUUUACUGGGCUGGUUUGACACAUUGUGAAUACAUUCAAGAGACGCGCGGAGGGGGAAGAUGUUGCUGAAGGAGUACAGGAUAUGCAUGCCCCUCACUGUGGAGGAGUACCGGAUUGGGCAGCUGUACAUGAUCAGUAAACACAGUCACGAGCAGAGUGACAGAGGGGAGGGAGUGGAGGUCGUCCAGAACGAACCGUAUGAAGACCCGGAGCACGGCCAAGGACAGUUCACAGAGAAACGAGUCUACCUCAACAGUAAAUUACCCAGCUGGGCUCGAGCAGUCGUUCCUAAAAUCUUCUAUGUGACGGAGAAAGCAUGGAACUACUACCCUUACACCAUAACAGAAUAUACAUGCUCAUUCCUGCCCAAGUUCUCCAUCCACAUAGAGACAAAAUAUGAGGACAACAAAGGAUGCAAUGACAAUAUCUUUGACACCGAGCUCAAGGACCAGGAGAGGGAGGUGUGUUUUGUCGACAUUGCCUAUGAUGAAAUUCCCGAGCGCUACUAUAAAGAGUCUGAGGACUUGCGAUAUUUCAAGUCCGAUAAGACGUCCCGGGGGAUUCUGCAGGAGGGCUGGAGGGACACCCAGGAACCCGUCAUGUGCUCGUACAAGCUGGUCACCGUCAAGUUUGAGGUGUGGGGACUGCAGACUCGUGUGGAGCAGUACGUACACAAGGUGGUUCGGGAUGUGUUGCUGCUGGGACACAGGCAGGCUUUUGCCUGGGUGGAUGAGUGGAUCGACAUGACAAUGGAUGAGGUGAGAGAGUUUGAGCGCACCAUCCAGGAGGCUACCAACCAGAAGAUCGGGAUCUUUCCACCAUCCAUCUCCAUCAGCGAAACGCCCCUGUCCUCCUGUUCCCUUACCGGCCCCGCCAGUGCCCCAACCACCCCCAUGUGCACCGAUGCGCCUGAGUCCCUCUCUGUCACCAAGGACAGACCUCGCAAAAAGUCUGCUCCGGAAACCCUGACCCUUACCGACCCUGCCCCAAGUGGCGCACCACAGGGCUCUAACCUGAGCCCACUAGUCGAUUCAAACCACCUGGAACCAUCCACACCACCCUCCUCCAGCUCUGAUGUUGCUGAGACAGACGAGCAGUAGAGGGACCUUGGGAUGUCUUCCCCUACACCCAGCUUCAUAUACCCCCAACCCCAUUGUGUUAGUAAACCAAUGGGACAUCAUUACUCAUUCAAGUUCUCUAGCCUUAUCCAAUUAUUUGAUCUUGGACACACAAAAGUCAUUGUCACAAUUGUCCACAACAGUGUCACUGAUGCCAUCCAGGCAGCUGUAGCCGUCCUGAUGUGACUGAUUUCCUCUUCCUGUGAGUCAAGCCAGCCACAUGUCUCAUCUAUUAUAACCAAUCUAAUCAAACAAAAUGCAUCACUAAUUCGUUUUGUUAAGAUAAUUAAUACAUAAUUCUUAGUGUUUCCUGAAUAUAGCUUUCUUCAAUCAGUCGCGGUCUGAUUUUAAGCUGUUAAACUAAGAAGUAGUUGCCUUAGCACCACAAAGCCAGUGGCAUUUAUUAUUUUUGGUGAUGCCUGACAAACUGUCCUUUUUCAUUCUGUAAAAUUACCAUAUGUAUUAAGUUCGAAAUAAAAUCACAAACCAGAGAAGGAGAGUAGACCUAAUAUGUCAGAGUAACACAUGCAAGUACCCUCAUAACAGAAAGCAACUGUUUCCUGAGCCAUCCAAACUGGCCUGCGGAUAAGAUUGCACCCAUCCAUCCCAUCCCAAACUCCAAUUAUACAACAGAUGCAAGAUCAGUACAAUCAUGGAGAGCUUACACCUCAGGUAUCCCUUACUACCUGGCUCAAACUCAAAAAGCAGGGAUAUUACUUUACCUUUCUCUCCCUGCUUAUUGCCAAACGUUUUAUACCUCCUCAGAUAUUAAAAUACAACUAUUGUAUGUACUCUACCAGUCUACUUAACCCUUGGAAUGUUUACACAUCAGAAACCUUGGAGCAUUUGAAUAUUAGCGGUAACGUUGUUCCUUAAGCUGUUGUUAUAUCUGCACUUGCGGUUCUAGCAUGACAGUGCAAUGAUUCUAAGAUUAAAUUUGUUGACGUUUAUUACUGCUUAUAUGUUAGUCAAGUUGACUGAGAGGUCAGUAAAUAUAUAUAUAUAUAUAUAUAUUAAAAGAAAACAAGUUAAGUAAAAAAAAAAGUUUAAUGCUGCCUGAAAUGAAUGCUGGAUAUCUCAUGUGACAUAAACGUGAUCCAAUUUUAUCAAAUCACUUUAUCGUCAUGUGAAAGAACAAGGCCAUUUUGGGGAGUUUUUAAGCAUCGACAGAUCUUUGUGCACAGUAGAUAUGAGGACAACUCAAAACUGGAUUUGAGGAGAAUGGCAUAUGCAACAAGCUGACAUGAGUAUGUUCUUAGUUAGCCGCAUAGCAUUUGUGGGAGUUCUGAUCCUUUUAACUUUGCCAGUGCUGGUUGGUGAUACUCAGCUGGUGAUUUAGUGGGCGCUUUGAAACGGGAACACCCUAUGCAGAGCCCUUGUAUUUCUGCUGGGCUUAUACUGCUAGUUACUAUCUGAAAAAGGAAAAAAGGACAACAAGUUAUCUUUUAAACCCUAUUUUUUUUCCGCACAAUGAAAUCACUCAAAGGAAGGGUCUUUACAUGCUGCAUGGAAUUCUCACAACAUAUAUACAUAUUAUGUGAAGUAUAUGUAUAUGCUGUAAAAUAAUGGAUUGGUACAGUGUAUUUGGUCAUGGGACCGUAUGGGGAAAAAAGUGAAUGCCAACUCUGGAAGCUCUGUACUAAUUUUGUAUAAUAGAAUAAGCUGAUAUGAGUGAGAUGUAAGCAUGACCAGAGAAUAUAGGCAGACAAACUCUUUCAAUUUAGUGCCUCUGCAUGCAACUAUUGAAUCAUCACCAACAUGUGAAUAAACCAAAACCUCAUAUAUUUCAUCUAUAGAAACACAACAUUUUAAUGCAUUUCUUUGCCUGUUUUCUAUCUCAAAUUAGUUAGAUUUGAGCAAGAAAAUAAAUCAGCUGCAGCCCUAUAAUACAGUAGCUGACCUAUAAUCAGAUCCAACCACUCAUAUCAGACUACAUCACCAGACUCACAAGUAUCAGGGCUAACUUCUUAGUAUAUUUUAAGAAAUACCUUUUCCCCCAAUAUUCUUACACAUUUCUUUAAACUCUACAGCGCAAAUGCAUUUUGCACUUUCCAGUCCUUUGACACCUUAUUUGACAAUGAAGAAAUGUGUUGCAUAUUAGUCUAGUUGAGUUUGUCAAAGUCCUUUAUUACAGCAUAGUGACUUAGAAGAGAGCAGUACGAGGAGAGAGUCCUCAGUGAUCUUGCCAUAAAAUAUUGUUAAUAUUAUGUACAGUUUCUCACUUGCUUUUGUUAAAAACUAAACAACCGUAGCUAUUUAUCUGUCUCUGUAGCUUUUGUCUUUGCCUUUUGAGGAAACACAUGUCAUACACAUUUUUGGCCCUAUUGUUCUAUAAUGUAUAGAUUAUACUUACUUGCAACUCUGGUAUCGACCAUCACUCUUGUCAGGAACACAGAGAUCCAGGGAUAUGUUUGAUCUACCAUGGGCUAUUAAAAAUAAUGCACGCUAAUAUCCAACUGUUAAACUGUGCUCUGUUUAAAAGAGCUACAUAUUAGGUAUUGUAAAUACUGUUGUUGAUGACUGAUAUAGUAGGUUUCUUACAUUGAAUCUGUUCCAAGUUGCAUUACUGAUGUGACAUGAAUAUGCUCAUAGAUUAGACAGAGAAGGAUAUUCUUUAGUGUUUGUGUUAUAAGGCUGUGUUUUAAUCUAGGAGAAAUAUGUUUCUUUAACUAUGAAGUAUUGUAAUCUAUUGAGAAUACUGACCUCUGUCAAGUUUCGUUUUCUCAACAGAGUAUCAAAAUUCCUCAUUGUAGUGGUGCACUUUUGACUCUCCAGAUGCAGUGCAAAAAUGUUUUGUACAAGUUUAAAACAAAAUGAAGCUUUUAUUUUUUGUUCUGUGGCUGCUUUGACGUUUACUUGCCAUGGUAAUUGCGAGGUGAUUGGCUUUUCUGUUGUUUCUCUUUUUUGUAUAAAACAUGCUGUAAUUUGAAUUUGUGGUUGCUGUAUUGUUUGAAGGAAAAUCUAAAAUAGUUUCUAAUUUUGCCUUUGGAUAAAAGGACCAAGCUUUUUGCUACUUGUCCCCUCCCUUUAACGCCGAUUGCAUUUGACCAGGCUGUUUUGCUGUUACCUGAUAACUGGGACCUGUCUCAUCAACCAGGAUCACUGAGUUAGCUGUACUGCUCUGAGGGAAACCAGGAACAGCUCAGUGUACUUCUCGUGGUGUUUGAGAUGAGCUGUGAUUCUGGUUAAUGCAGCUUUCUUCAUUAAUCCUGCUUUGUUGAAUAUGCCCCAGGUGUGCCAUUCAUGUUCAGCUGCUGGAAGUCGCUCUUAAUUCUUCCAUUUUAACUAUUUUCUGAUUUGAUAUAUUGUUUCUCCUUUUGAGGUUCAGUUGGUUCUUUGUUGUAAUUAUUGUUUAACUUUUUCUGGAAUAGACUAAUAAACUUCUAUUGCAAAUUGU